UUCUGCCACCUUUGAAUGUUUUCAUUUUUCAAUCUUAUGGAGAGUACUUAUACCAUAUUUGGUGCAUUGCUUUUGUCUCUUUUCAUUCAAAUACAUGGGAGUGAUAGUUUUCACAAAAAUUCAAUUGCAAAUAGAGGUUGUGAUUUAUUUUAUGGUAAGUGGGUGUUUGAUGAUUCAUACCCUCUUUAUGAAAGCUUAGAAUGUCCAUUUUUGGAGAAUGCAUUCAAGUGUGCUGGUCGUCCUGAUAAGCUCUAUCUCAAGUAUAGAUGGCAGCCCAAUGGUUGCAACUUACCAAGAUUCAAUGGUGAAGAUUUCUUAACAAAACUUAGAGGAAAGAGUGUCUUGUUUGUUGGAGACUCCUUGAGUUUGAAUCAAUGGCAAUCACUCUCUUGCAUGAUUCACAAAUCUAUGCCACAUAUCAAGUACAUCUCAGUCACCAACAAAGGUCUCUCUACCUUCACCUUCCCGAGCUACGACGUAAAGUUGAUGUUUUCCCGUAAUGCAUUUUUGGUGGACAUUGUAACUGAACGUAUUGGCCAAGUCCUAAAAUUAGAUUCAAUUGAAGGAGGAAGACUAUGGAAAGGAAAUGACAUAUUGAUAUUUAACUCUUGGCAUUGGUGGCCUCACACAGGAAAAAAACAAAUAUGGGAUUUCGUUCAGGAAGGAAAACAUAUAUACAAAGACAUGAAUCGUUUGGUUAUGUACAAGAAAGCUUUAAAAACAUGGGCCAAGUGGGUUGAUGACAAUGUUGAUCCUGGCAAAACAAAGGUAUUCUUCCAAGGAAUUUCACCUGAUCAUAAAAAUGGAUCAAAAUGGGGUCAAUAUGCAUCUACAUCUUGUAAGGGGCAAAAACUUCCAUUUCCUGAAUCCAAGAAUUUGGGAGGUCCAUACCCAGCUGAGUUGGCUUUGGAGAAAGUGAUAAGAGCCAUGUCAAAGCCUGUGCAUUUGCUCAAUAUUACCACCUUGUCAAAAUUGAGGAAAGAUGCUCACCCAUCUGUACAUACAGGACAUGGUGGUCAUACCAAUGAUUGCAGCCAUUGGUGUCUGCCUGGUGUUCCUGAUACUUGGAAUAUGCUUUUAUAUGCAUCUCUCAUUCAAAAUUAACUCUAUAGUGUAUUCAUUCCAUAGAAAAGAAUUUGUGAAGUUUCUUGUAUAAUAUAUUCAUUGUUUAUAUACUAUAUAUUCAUUAUGAGUCGCCCCAUAGAAAGGGGAACCAAUGUGCAGACUUCAUGACAAAGCUGGAAGCUAUGCCAAUGUGCAGACUUCAUGACAAAGCUGGAAGCUAUGCCAAUGGCACUUUUUCUGUUUUGUUUUUUUUUCCUGUCAUUUAUAUUUGUAACCAAAAAAACAAUUAUUUGUUGGAUUAUGUGGCUCUCAUUCAAUUCCUU
Medicago truncatula (barrel medic) is the source of this 1388-nucleotide messenger RNA. RefSeq names its product protein trichome birefringence-like 43. Gene Ontology annotation, molecular function: O-acetyltransferase activity. NCBI's taxonomy places the organism in Eukaryota, Viridiplantae, Streptophyta, Magnoliopsida, Fabales, Fabaceae. The coding region runs from base 16 to 1104 and encodes 362 amino acids. The record is from RefSeq and is a predicted model, not a curated record. The transcript has 5 exons. Gene Ontology annotation, cellular component: Golgi apparatus.